AUGGCUGUCUGAUUUGCAAUAAAGGGAUCUGUGAAGUUUGCUAGCAAUGACUAAGCUUUAAUUUUACUUAAUUUAUUUAACAAUAAAGAAUUAACUUAAAUUGAUAAAUUCAUAUUCGAAGAUACUUUCAAAGAACUGGAAAACUUCAUGUUGCUAAAGACUUAGAUAAUAUCUAUUUCACAUUUGGUUCUUAUUUAAAAUUAGAAUUAGAUAGUAAAGGAAACUAAGAGAAUGAAUAUGUUUAAACAGUUUGUAAAAUUUAGCAAUAUUUUGAUUUCAUCAUCUCGGAUAAAUUACUAGCUUUAAUUCAGAAAAAUGAUGAGAGAUUGGGAGUAAUAGUUAAAAAUUAUAAAAAUUUUAUACAAAAAAAUUAAUAUUAUAAUUUCACAAUAGAAUAAAGCCACUUAUAAUUCAUAAAUAAAACAUAUAAUUCUCAAUUUCAAAGAAUAUUUCCAAAAUACAAUUAAAAUUAUUAAAAUUAAAAGGCUUAGUCUAAGGAAAUAAGAUUUAUAGUUGGUAUAACUUGAAUAGAAAAAGAUAAAUGAAUUCAAAAUUUUUUAAUAACUUAGAUAUAUAAUGAGACUAUUAGAAUCAAUAUUGUUAUAAACAAUUUAAGAUAUUAAUGAUUGGAGAAAUGAACCAGAUGAAAGCAUAAUGUUUUAGUAAGAGAUAAAGUUAACAAAGGAGGAAUUAUAAAAUUUAAAUCUAGCAGAUAAAUAAUUUUCUUUUGCCAAUAAGUUUAAGUAAAAGCUACUUGCCUUCCCUAAUGCAACUCUUAACAAAAAUAGUUUUUUGAAAGAAGCUUAAUGCAUGUUAAAACUUAUCGAACAAACUGAAAAAUAAGUCUCAGAAAUAGAAACUUUGUUACUAAAAAAGGAUAACUUAAUUCAAUACUUUUAAAGUUUAUUGAAUAACCUAAAUUUUUAUUAUGAAAAACAGAUCCAAGAACUUCAAAAAUACUUUAAUAGAUUACUUUAAAGUUUUAAGACAAUACUGAUGUUACAAUAUAAAAUAGAGUCUGUUUCUUUACCUGAAAAAUUAAUCGAAAUUAAAUAACAAUAUUGUUAUAAGCUUUCAUAUUAAUUUAUACAAAAAUAAAGAUUGAACAUUUUAUAGCAGAAAUAACAAUUAAUUGCUUUUAAAGAAUGA
Molecule: messenger RNA, 1149 nt
Organism: Paramecium primaurelia
Lineage: Eukaryota; Ciliophora; Oligohymenophorea; Peniculida; Parameciidae
Source: the annotation of a GenBank genome assembly